ACUACUUUGCCUUUUAGUACGCGUUAUUUCUUGCCAUGCAUAAUGGAAACUAUAGAGUGGUUUCUUGGAAACAUAUUACUGUCAGUUACAUAGUAAUAACUUUGUCUGUAGUUUACGUUAGUAACCUAACGGCUCAAAAAUGCCAAGAAGAAAGUGAUUGCAAUAGUAAGUGUUCAAUAUGUGCCAUGGACGACCAAGAAGGGAACGAGUAGCCGAUGUAUUUUCCCAUAUCCAUACAGGUUCGUUUCAGACAAAUCUUGUGCACGGGUCAAGACUUGCAAGGAUAACUGUAAGCAUGGCACUUGUUACAAUAAAGAAGAAAAAUAUGUUCCUGGCUGCUUAUGUAAUUAUCCCUACACCGGUGUUACAUGUGAGGUCAAAGAGAAAGAUGAAUAUAUACGUUAUUUGCUAUACAGCCUUUUAUGGGAAUUUGACAGUCCUGUUUCUGUCGGAGAAUACACAAAACAAAGAUUCUUUACGCACAGUCGACCAAUAUAUACUAACUUUAGUCAAACAUGGCCAUCUGAUAUUACAGUUGAACAUGAUGGAGGUUAUUUUACCAAAUUCGAUUAUAGACCGUGGAGGCUUGAAGAAAUUGAUGAACAUAAUCAUUACCACUUCUAUAAUGCAGAAAUAAGAUUUCCUUUCAAGCCGUACGUUCCUGGAGUUGAUAACGGUGUUUUGAUACUCAAGAAUGUUGUCCUUGGAUACAUGGCUAAAUUUAAGGUUGCAUCAGGGAAAAGGACUGAAUGCAGCAUCACAAAGGAGUUCACACAUUUUGUAUCCUACAAAUCGUCUCAGUUAAAAUGCGUACCCGUAAUAAAACUGAUACAUUGUGGUUCCUCCAUAGAUAAUCCUAUAAAAUACUAUCGAUCAUCUAAUAUAGAGAUCCAGAGCAGUGUACGAUACAUUUCGGACGGAAGUUAUGUCUCUACUUCAGUUUACAAACCGGAUUGUGCUCAGAGUGCUACGAGUACGUGGAAGAUAUGGCAAACCGGAAAAAAGGACUGUCGACCUAGAUACAAUCUACACUCAGACAAUACUCCACCGAUGAAUGAAUACACGGCCAUUACAUCUUUACAAUACAAACCAUUUAAAUUGGAAUUUCACAGAUAUAAGAUUAUGCUUGAAGUAAGAAAUGCUCAAGUUGGAAAAUCUUCAAUAAACUUUUCAUAUUGCUACAUAGAAGUAGCAGAUUUGCCCUUAGUUGCUGUUAUAGACGGAAGCAACGAAAGAAAAAUUUAUCGGAAACAUGGUUUGUAUUUGAGUGCAAGUAAGUCAUACGAUCCAAAUGCGCCAGCCAAAAAGCAAUCACACUUAUUCGUUACGUGGACAUGUGUCAGUUCCAAUGACCCAGAAGGAGUGAGUGAAGUCUGUAAGCCCAAACAACUCACACCAUCCGACAGAUAUUUUAUAAUUCCACAUAUGUUGAGCUAUGACACCAAAUACAAUUUUACUCUAAAGGUUUGGACAAAUCUUUAUGAUGGUUUAAAUUAUACUACUGUGGCAAAUCAAUCGAGGUUUGCAAAUGUAGAGGUAGAAGUGUUUGGGGAAAACGAAAUGGUGCCGUAUGACAUUGAAAUUAUAUGUGCUACGAACUGUGGUGUAAAGGUGUUACCAAAUACGAUACUAUUUUUGAAGGCCAAAGAAAAGAAUAAUUUAUAUGAUGGCCUCGAAUUUACGUGGUCUUAUUCUAAGGAUAAUGGUACUGCACAGUCAUUGGAUUCCAUAAAAGAACAAAACUUGCCGGAUUUUAUGUUAAUAAUCAAAGAUAAUAGUUUAGACGGAGGAGUUGAAUACAAUGUAUUGCUUGAAGUGAAGUUAAAAGGUGAUUUGACUACAAUCUACAACUAUAAAUUUGAAACAGAGUCAAUUGGAACCAACGAAACCUGUGAUGUGGCCCCGAGUAAAGGCACUAAAGGAGAAACAAAAUUUGAUAUUGUUUGCUCUUAUAACGUGGAUUCAAACUUCAUAUAUGAAUUUUAUGAUAAAACUUCCGAAGAAGCUGAUGAAAAAACUAUAUUUAAUGGAAGAAUGUUGGGGACUACGUAUCGAGGAGAGUUACAUGAAGUCAAACUGACAAGAGGCAACGUCGUUGUGUAUCUAAUAAACAAUCAGAAUGGACUUUCACUCAGUAAACGUAUUUCCGUAACUCUAACUGAUUUGGAAAUGUCAGACUCUGAUUUGGAAGAAAGAUAUGACUCAAUAGAAGACAGCCUGUUGGCGGGGGAUAAUUUAAAGGGUCUACAGACUAUAUCUUACAUCGCGGACAUCAUACCUCCUGACAAGGAUAAGAGUGCGGUUUUAAACAGACUACUUGAAUACGUCACUCAGGUUUCAGUUACGACACUUUCGGAUGUGAAGAUGUGCACCUCAACAUUAACCAAUGUAUUAGUAGCUCUUAAUACACCCAAUCAGUUGGCAUUGAGUCCCAAUAUGAUGAUGGACACUCUGGAAGUGAUCAAGACACAAGCAAAUAUUUUUCAGCGAUUUGUCUUCGAUAGAGUUAUUUCACAAUGGAUGUCUGCUGAAGAAAUUAGACAGGUGGCAUCAGUUAUACUUACCUGUCUUAAUGCUGGAUUGAUGUGUAAGGAUCCAGGAACAGAGAAUGUGCCACCAGAUGACUUUAAGCUAAAACUUCUAAACGAGUUGAGAAGAGUAUCAAGAUUUACAGAGGAAACAAUAGAACUAACCAAAAAGGCAGUGAGCUACGUACAAACUUCAGGGCAGCCACCUUCCAAAGUGGCAUCUAGCGCAGAUAAAAUUGUUAUGUGGGCAAUGGAAGAUGAGGACUCUUAUCCCAUGAAUGACAUUUUGACGCAAAACACAGAUAUACCUGUAAACAUUUCCAGUUUACUGUUUCGGAGCCUACAGAAACAAACAACACCAGGAGCACACAUGGCACUUGCGGUCACACGCCUUACGGAUAACAUAUACUGGUGGCGUACUUCGGAUAUCAAAUCAGAUUUUGUAUCAAUUUCUCUUAACCGGCAAUUUCAACAAAAAAGAAUUGCAGUAACAGAACUUACUACGCCUCUCGACUUUAAAGUUAAAUUAAACAAAGACGUGGAGAGUGUUACAGUUACCGGCAUCACCACUCAGUUAGAUCCCAACAUGACUGAACUGGAUCUGGAACUAACAUUAAAUAUCCAUAGAAUCGACUGUCCUUCUAGAAGCCUUACGUCAAUUAAGUUUAAUUUCCCUCCAACUAACUCGUCUUUGCGAGUUUACGCUUUACCAGAUUUCAGGCCUGAUUACGAAAUGGUAACGAGUGAAUAUGUUAACAUAACCCAGAUCUCUCCUUUUUAUCCAGUUAUUUAUAACAAAGAAGAAGAACCAAGCUUUUUAUUCGUUGCAAUUCUUCCUGGAAUAGAGAUUCAAACAAAUGAGACCGUUCCUUAUUCCUUCGAAAUGAGUUCUGUUCUUUGUCAAUAUUGGGAUAAAGGUCAAUGGAGUUCACGUGGGUGUGAUGUAGAUCCCCGCACCAAGGAAAAGGACGUUCACUGUCAGUGCAAACAUUUGUCGGUGUUUGCGGCUGCAUUUCCUGUACCACCCCAGGAAAUAGAUCCUUUUGCAGAUGCCAAGUUGUUCCUUACAGUUCUUGACAAUCCGCUAGUUGUCGCUAUUGUUGCGAGUAUUCUGUUAGUAUACCUCCUCUUAAUCUUUUUUCUAUGGCGGCUGGAUAGAAAAGAUAAGAAACAGCGAACUGUAGUUGUGCUUGAAGACAAUUUUCCUGGCAGUCAUUAUCCAUACCUGAUCGCAGUGUACACCAGUUCGCGAGUUAACUCAGGAACCACAGCUCAUGUAGGAUUUAGAAUAAAUGGAUCUUUAGCAAAGAGUCGGGUACACAUCCUUUCAGCCAGAAAUCGCAAGAUUUUAAAAAGAAACACUGAUGAUUGGUUUUUGAUAUUUUGUGAUCAAUAUUUGGGUACACUCGAGAGUAUUCACAUAUGGCACGACAACUACGGGUCUAGUCCUGAGUGGUUUUGUGACAAAAUACACGUUUUUGAUCUAAAAGGCAACGUAGAGGCAAUAUUUGUCGUCAAGCAGUGGUUGUCUCUCACCUUAACAGAUUAUCCUGAAGCGAAAAUCAGAGUAGCUACUGAGGAGGACGUUAUGGGUGUAAAAUUAUUAUUUGUCGAUAAUUUUUUCCUUGGUAUGAGAGAAAGCCAUCUUUUUUUAAGUGUCUUUUUGAGACAUCCUAGAAGUGAAGUAAGCCGGAUACAAAGGAUUAGUGUCCUCUUAGCGUUUUUUAUGGUGGCAAUGUUAUGCAGUAUCAUGUUCUACAUUCCAGAAAAUGAGAAUAUGCAAUUAGAUGAUUUCCAGUACAAAUUCGGAUCAAGAGAAUUUUUUGUCAGCAUUCAAACUCUUAUUAUAAGCGGUAUAAUCGCCUUUAUCAUCAUGUUUACUUUUAGGAGAAGCUAUACCAUCAUAUAUGACGUUAAAUACAAGCCCUCACUGUACGUUAGGAGUGAUACUGAUUAUUAUUAUGAUGUUAAAGUCAGAAGACAAUCAGUCUUGUCUCUUCAGGCAAGUAAAGAUGGAGUUACAACUCAAGAAGUUACAACUCAAGAACAACAAAAUAAAUCCGUAUACCAGAACUUUGUUCGAUUGGUUGUAAAAAAUAUGAGAACACCACCUUUGCCACCAGUUCAGUUACCUCCAUUCUACAUAGUGAUUAAGAAGAGGAAAAUAUGGUUUACAUUGGCAUGGAUAUUUUGUAUUGCUGCAAUUUUUGUAUCUGCUUAUUUUGUGAUGCUUUAUGGAUUGAAACUUGGUCCAGUAAAAAGUAAAGAAUGGCUUUCGACAGUAUUAGCCUCUUCAGGGGCAGACACGUUUGUUUCAAGCCCAAUCAAGAUAAUAUUCUUCGCUAUUGCCUUGACUAUGGUAUUCCAGAGGAUGUAUGAAGUAAAUACCCAUGCAGUCAGCUACAAGGAAGCUAUGCGUUUAACCUUUGAAAAUAACGAAGAGCAUCUAGCCGAAGUAUUAGCUAAAAGAGAACUUCCGAUGUACGCUCCACUUACUCAAGCAAAGAGAUAUGAAAUGAUCCGAAAGAAACAGUUGAGGAAGGAUUGGUUUGAUCUACUAGACUUUGUCAUAUCCGCGUUCUUCGUCAUAGUUGUUUGUACUAUCAUCUCUAGACUGUGGAGUUCCCGAUAUCGCACAAACAAUCAACUGCAUACGGUAAUGACAAGAUCUCACUACAUUAACUUGGGAGCUGUUAACUUCUAUUCUAUUUCCAACAUUAAUCAAAUGGAAAAGUAUUUGGAGUACACAUUCAUGUAUGCAGCAUACAACACAAGAUGGUAUAAUGACGUCAAGUUUGUGAAGAAGAAUGAAGAGAUGAACGUGACACAGGAUUUGAAGAUCGGGGCGUACUGGCUAUCAGACUUUACUGGGAUAGUGUUAGGACUGCCCUUGUUGAGGCAGCUCCGCGUACACACAAAACCAUGUGGGAACCAAGUCAACCAAAAUGCAAGCUGCAUACCUGAACUCAGUAAAUCGCAUGCAGAUACCGACGUUUAUGCAGUGGGUUGGAAGUCUGCCCUCUAUUCUGACGUAUUGAAAAAUAACUCUCCUUGGAAGUACAUCAAAAAAGAUUCAACAUUCACAUUUACACUGUUCAGAUUAUAUGGUAAAUCCGGCAAGUUAUAUGAGCGUGGAGGGUAUGCUGUUACAUUGGGGCCUACAAGACAUGAAGCAGACAUUAGUCUGGUACAACUAAGAAGAAACAAUUGGCAAGACAAGUUAACACGAGUCGUAAUUAUAGAGCUGACUGUCUACAACAUUAAUCUGGACCUCUUGAGUCAAGUCACUCUCAUUGCAGAGUACAAGAUUACUGGCAAUAUUCUCCUAAAGGGACAGGUCAUCUCUGUGAAGCACAUCGUGGUUUUCAGUGCUUGGAAAAUUAUAUAUAUUUGUUACAUUGUAUUUUAUUUUUACCGUUGUCUUUCACAUAUCAAUCGAGAGGGUCUAUUUGAAUAUCUCUCGAGUGUAACUGAUGUACUUCGUUUACUUAUAGUACUACUCGGUUUCAUAAGCUUUGCUGUCUACUUUAUUUUUUAUUAUACACUUAACAGUUAUGUUUCGUCAUUCGAAAAACAAGGCAUGAAUAUUUAUUUUGACUUUGAUGCAUUUAUGUUAUAUUUCGUACAGUUAAAGAUAUGGCUGUCAGUCUUAUUGUGUAUAGCUAUUAUACGUUUACUUAUGUUACUGCGUUUUGGUAGACCAAUAAUAACUUAUUAUUACACAAUAAUACUUUCAUUCAAAUUGUUACGUUGGCUAAUACCUGUAUUAAUCUUAUACAUGAUAACUCUUUAUUUUUUAGCUUUCUAUUUAAAUCUAUAUACAAUGUUCGAUCUGUACACUUUGAUAAAAUUAUAUCACCGAAUUGUAUAUAACCCUACAGAGAUUGCACAACUUCAUGCAAAACUGUUUAUAUUUCUUAAGAUUUUUUCUCUAGGUGUAUUUAUGUCAAUUUUCAUUAUAAUAUUUAUGUAUUAUAUUAAAAUUGCCCGUUCGUAUAAACUGCAACAUUCAGAUGGUUUCAAUUACAUAUAUUUUCUUUUAUCUCAAUCAAACAAAGUAUUAAAAAGAAAAAAUAACUAAAUAUGAGUCGAAUCACUUUUUAACAGUGCACUCAAUAAUGUAAAUAAUUAAUAGAAAUUAAAUUUUAUAAAUGAAUCUGAAUUACAUACUCAUGUAUUUUAUAAUAUCUUAAUUAAAUAAUACCUUAACAUUUAGGU
Messenger RNA from Homalodisca vitripennis (glassy-winged sharpshooter), 6746 nucleotides. RefSeq names its product polycystic kidney disease and receptor for egg jelly-related protein-like. NCBI's taxonomy places the organism in Eukaryota, Metazoa, Arthropoda, Insecta, Hemiptera, Cicadellidae. The transcript has 35 exons. Gene Ontology annotation, biological process: detection of mechanical stimulus. The record is from RefSeq and is a predicted model, not a curated record. The coding region runs from base 712 to 6609 and encodes 1965 amino acids. Gene Ontology annotation, cellular component: membrane. Gene Ontology annotation, molecular function: protein binding; calcium channel activity.